GUCAUGUCAACAAUCAACAAGAAACAGUAUUUUAUUUUAAGCGUCAAGCCAAGCUUAGAGAAGUAAAAAAGACUUUUUUUUUAUUAUUACUGGAUGCUUAAUAAAAAGACAGCAACUUAACUACAGCAAGAGCACUAACGACCACAUAGAAUAACAGUAUGGAGAAACAAGAAGACGAGUACACAAAAAGCGAAGUAUCUGAUAUAAAAAGCGAAACCGAAUUAGAGAACAAUGGUGUGAAAAAUACAGAAUUUCCAGUUACCAUAAAAAAUGAAUUAAAAGAAGAAAUGCUUCUACCUGAGGAUGAUACAACUAAUGAAGAUUCCAAGGAUUGGUUCAUCCAAAUGAAUACGGCAUUGUCCAUUGAAAAUGUAAAACAUGAACAAAUUAAAGAUGAUCAUGACUUGGUCAACUGUAAAAAUUUGAAGUCUGAACCAGAUAUUAAGGAAGAGGAAGACGUAAUUGCAGAAAAGCAGAGUCAAUCUGGUUCCUCCUCUGAAGAAAUACACAAUGAUGCUAACAAUGAUUUGAACUUGGAUAAACGCUUCAUAGGAGAGGACACUAAAACUGUUGAUAAUCCAUUCACUUGUGAAGUUUGCUCCAAACAAUAUUUAUUAGAACGUAAUUUAAAAAGACAUAUGAAGUCGCAUGAUGGUACAGAAGAACAUGAAAAACCUUUGGAAUGCGAAAUUUGUUUGAAAAGGUUUCGAAGAAAUUCUGAAGUAAAAUCGCAUAUGAGAACUCAUACAGGAGAAACAUUUAAGUGUGAACGUUGUCCCAAAGAGUAUCUUUCCAAUUCUUCUUUAAAAUUACAUAUGAAGUGGCAUAACGGAGAAACUUUUUCUUGUAAAAUAUGCUCCAAACAAUUUGUAAGAAAUUCUAAAUUCAAAGCGCAUAUGUUAAAACACAGUGGAGGGAGUAAAGAAAGACGUUUCACAUGUGGGAUCUGCUCCCAAACAUUUUUAAACAAAGAAAAUUUAGCACGACAUUUAAAAUGGCACACUGGAGAAACUUACACGUGCGAGAUUUGCUCCAAAGAGUUCGUUGACCGCCAUUAUUUCAAUGUCCAUCUGAGAUUGCAUACGGGCGCAAAACCUUUUCAAUGUGAAAUUUGUUCAAAACAUUUUUCACACAAAUCAGCAGUAAAAGUACACAUGAGAUCACACACUGGAGAAAAACCCUUCAGCUGUGAAGUUUGCUCCAAACAGUGUGCAACCAGUUCGGAUUUAAAGGUUCAUAUGAGAAAGCACACUAAAGAAGCGCCUUACGAAUGCGAAAUUUGCCCCAAGAAGUAUGCAACAAGUAGUAGAUUAAACAGUCAUAUGACCGUGCAUAUGGAAAACCGUCCGUUUAAGUGUGAUAUUUGUCAAAGGCAGUAUAAAACAAAUAAAUAUCUUCAAUUGCAUAUCAAAUCACACACUGCAGGACCCUUCACAUGCAAUGUUUGCUCCAAAGGAUUUUCUAGCAGUUCUAAUUUAAAAGUACAUAUGAGGGUUCACACGAAUGAAUUUUUCCCGUGUAAAAUGUGCCCUAAACAAUUUUUGACAAAUUACUACUUAAAGAUACAUAUGAGAAGGCAUACAGAUGACAGGCCUUUCCCCUGUGAAGUUUGCCCGAAACGGUUUGCAAAGAAAUCUGAGUUAACUUCACACAUGAGAUGGCACACUAGAGACGUUCUUUUCACAUGUGAAAUUUGCAGUAAACAGUUUGUUACCAAGACAAUAUUAACUAAUCAUAUGAUAACUCAUACGGGGGAGAAACCAUUCUCCUGCGAAAUUUGCUGCAAACAGUUCGUUACCAAAAAAACAUUAACUAGACAUAUGAGAGCUCAUACGGGGGAAAACCCAGUUCAAAUGUGAAGUUUGCUUUAAAGCAGAGUUUGGAAUAAAUGGAGUUUUUAUUUGAAGGUAUAAUUCCGAACAAGACCGUAGAUUGCAGCGGCAGACUACAGACGCCAUUACUGGUUCAUAUAGUAUUCUAUAAGCUGUAUGUCGAGCACAGGGGCACUGUCGCCGACGUACGUAGACCGUCGCCAACGAUGACCGCAGUACUGCUCCAGAACCAGUUCUCUCUCUCUCUUGUCGUUUUCCCAUUAGUGAAGAUCGUGAUUUCUUCCAAUAUUCUUAACAAUUUUUUCCAUUGGUCUCUAUCUUCAGCUGCUCUAAUGAGUUUCCAGUUGAAUUCUUAAUUUGGUCGGUCCAUCUAGUUGGUGAUCGUCCUCUUCAUCUUCUCCCCGGAACGUUUCCACAACAAUUAAUCUCUCCAAAUUAUCGUCACGUCUGCGAACCACGUGACCAAAGAAUUGCAGAAUUCGUUGCAGACAUAUUGUGGACAGACUUUUUUUAAUUUUGAGUUGGUUUAGAAUUGAAACGUUUGUCCUUUUCUCUAGAUUUUUCAAUGAGUUGUCUCAGGUUCAGGAUUUGUUCCCCUGUACCUUUACCCUUUGCAAACGCCGCUUGUUCCUGAUGUAUUUGGUAAUGUAGAUAGGUUUUUUAAUCUGUUUUUGAUGAUAUGCAACAAUAUUUUACUAGCAUGUGUUGUUAGUGACAGUGUGCGGUAGUUUUCACAUCUGGUAGUAGUUCCUUGUUUGUGUAGCGGGAUAUAAAUUGACGUACACCAAUAAGAUGACCAUUUUUCUGAAUUCCAAAUAGCGACACAGAUAGAAUGGAGAUAUGAAGUCUUGUCACCUAGUAACUGUAGUAUUUCACUUGGUAUUGAAUCAAUGCCUGAGGAUUUAUUUCUCUUUAGCGAUUUAAUUGCAUCUUUGACUUCAGUGAGUAAGACAGUAGGUCCUCUAUGCUAUCACUGUAUCUCGUUAUUUUUAUAUAGCUCGCCACAAUAGUUUCUCCAUGUUUCCAAUAUUUCGUCAGUAUCGGUCUUUAGAUUACCUUCCUUAUCUAUUACAGACCACGUUUGAGAUUUAAAUUCUCUGGGAAGGAGUUUGAUCUUCUGGAAUAAGUCCCUCGGUUCAUUUCGACUGCCAUGUUCCUUUAUCUCUGCACAUUUGAGAGAUGUAAUCAGCUUUGUCUUUGCGACACUGUUUUCUAAUUUCUUUCGAUAACGCUCUGUAUUCAUCGUUUGUUCCGUAUCUAGUUGUAUAUUCUUUUCUGCGUUGAAUCACAGUCCACGUAUUAUCGGAUAUCCAUGUCUUACCGGCUCGUGGAAACCGCUGCCUGACAGUCUUUUGCAGCCUUGAUUACCUUAUCUUUGAGAUAGAUCCAAGGGCUCUCAAGGUCACUAUCUAUUUGGUCUAAAGAAAGAGCUUCUUGUAGGUUUUAUUGGAAGUCAUUGAUUUUUGACGGAUUUAGAGACAUGACUUUUCUUAGGGGUCUUCUUUUGGGGACUUUAAAACGAAGUCGAACGUUCAAUACCAGGAGUUGAUGAUCGCUUCCACAGUUUGUGCCAGCAUUAUGUUUUAUAGUUGAUGGCCGACGACUGCCAUCUUGAUCUUAUUAAGAUGAAGUCUAUUUGUAUAAUAUUGUAUUUGUAUAAUUGUAUAUAAUCUCCGUGGAUGGUCAGAACCAGUAAGUAGUUUCGCCGACCGCAAAAUGGUAGUACGUAUUUUUGCUGGUUCCAAAUGAGUUUUUGUGCAGUUGUGUACUAAUAGCAUUUCUUUUGACAUAUCAUUCUGAAUAAAACUGAAUAUAAACUUGAA
Molecule: messenger RNA, 3655 nt
Organism: Diabrotica virgifera virgifera (western corn rootworm)
Lineage: Eukaryota; Metazoa; Arthropoda; Insecta; Coleoptera; Chrysomelidae
Product: gastrula zinc finger protein XlCGF57.1-like
Exons: 3
Coding region: 159-1859 (566 amino acids)
Biological process (GO): regulation of transcription by RNA polymerase II
Cellular component (GO): nucleus
Molecular function (GO): DNA-binding transcription factor activity, RNA polymerase II-specific; RNA polymerase II cis-regulatory region sequence-specific DNA binding
Source: RefSeq, a predicted model, not a curated record